AUGGUGCACUAUCUCUCUUUCAUCAUAGUUUGUUGUUUAAUACUUUCAAUUGAAACAACAAUAGGACCUGGUAGUCGUAAAACAUCAACUCGUUCAACAGAAAAAGUAACAACAACACCAUCUCCAUCUGUUCGAUCAUCUUCUCCACCUUCUGCAUCAUCAUCCUCAUUCGAAUCAUUACCACCGGGAAAAAUUAAUGUUUUACAACGUAAUCUUGUGGAAGAAAAUAUUAAUUCUCAAUCAAUUCUCGAAAAUCAUCAAUCAUAUUGUUCAACAUGUUUAGAAAGUCGAGAAUUUACUAAUCCAACACUUGUUUAUAUAACACCAUGGAAUUCUCAUGGUUAUGAUAUAGCAAAAUUAUUUGCAAAAAAAUUUGAUUAUGUUUCACCAGUUUGGUUUAAUAUAAAACGAACAGGUUUUGAAAAAUAUACUAUUGAUGGUAUACAUGAUAUUGAUAAAAAAUGGAUUGAAGCAUUAAAAGAAAAAAAUUCUAAUAUACAUAUUGUACCACGUGUUAUAUUUGAACAAUGGUCUGUUGAUGAUAUACAUGCAUUAUUUCAAUCGGAAAAUGAAAAACAACAAUUAGCAUCAACAUUUGCAAAAUUUCUUAAUGAAUAUACAAAUUUAUUUGAUGGUUAUGUACUUGAAUUACUUGUACAAUUUCGUGGUUCAUCAAAAUCUACACUUAAUCAUAUAAUUAGUGAUAUUGCUGAGCAUGUACAUCAAAUAGAAAAUAAUGGAAAAAAGAAAGAAAUUAUUUUAGCUAUACCACCAUAUGAAGAAUUAUUUAAUAAAAAUGAUUUUGAAAUGUUAUUUGAAUAUUUAGAUGGAUUUAGUGUUAUGACAUAUGAUUUUCCCAAUAGAGAACCAGGACCAGUGGCACCAUUAGAAUGGGUCAAAAUGACAAUAGAAAAAUUUUCUAUGCCCGAAGCUGGAAGUCCAAUUAAAGUAUUUCUUGGUCUUAAUUUUUAUGGAUAUCGUUAUGAUCGAGUUGAUGCAUCAGCAAAAAAAGAUCAACAACAAUAUGGAAUGAAACCUAUUGUUGGCCGAGAUUAUAUUGAAUUUCUUCGAAAAUCUCAUCCGAAACCAAUGAUUAUUUAUGAUCCUCGUACACAUGAACAUGCUACUGUUAUACAUGGUCGUCCAACAAAACAACAACAAAAUCCUUUACCUGAAACAAUUAUUUUUUAUCCUAGUUUAAAAUCAAUUUAUAAACGAUUAGAAUUAGCAACUAAACUUAAUGUUGGUAUUGCUAUUUGGGAUGGUGGUCAAGGUCUUGACUAUUUUUAUGAUUUGUUGUGA
Rotaria sp. Silwood2 is the source of this 1302-nucleotide messenger RNA. The record is from the annotation of a GenBank genome assembly. NCBI's taxonomy places the organism in Eukaryota, Metazoa, Rotifera, Eurotatoria, Philodinida, Philodinidae.